Messenger RNA from Liolophura sinensis, 652 nucleotides. RefSeq lists its product as uncharacterized. Bases 11 to 652 code for a protein of 213 amino acids. Gene Ontology annotation, molecular function: ATP binding; protein kinase activity. Gene Ontology annotation, biological process: protein phosphorylation. The transcript is spliced from 5 exons. NCBI's taxonomy places the organism in Eukaryota, Metazoa, Mollusca, Polyplacophora, Chitonida, Chitonidae. The record is from RefSeq and is a predicted model, not a curated record.
CACUGCUGUCAUGGAAAACCCACCUGCGCCUGUACCAGACGAUGUCUCUGUCAACUCAUCCGAAGGACAUCAAGUUACCUGUGACAAUACAUUAUCAGGCGUGUUCUCCUCAGUCGGUCUGUGCAAAGUUUACAGAGCUCACCUUGGGACCCUCAGUCGUGUUACAUUCUAUCACAAAGGGCAAACCCAUCUCAGAGAUCACCCUGAACUGCAGCGACACGUGGAGUCAUUAUCUCUCCACCGUCACCCAAAUGUCGCCACAGUCUUCAGUGUGGAAAGUCAACCCGGACAGACCAGCCUUCUUGUGGAACACCCAGAGUGUGGAGAAUUUGCCGCCUACGUGAAAAGCCAUGUUGUGACGUGGAGUCAAGUUGUUGGCAUUACCAGGGACGUUCUCACGGGAUUGACUUUCCUGGAGGCUUCAAAUCGGGGCGUGUCACCUGACGUGCAGAUCGAUAUCGGAUUGGCUAAUGUCUGGAUGUUCUCCCGAGGUGUGGCCAAGGUUGCAUGCUGCGGACUGUCUUUGGUCGAUCAGACAUACAGUGGAACCAAUGGACUGUCGAAGGAGGAGGAAUUGCCUUCCCCAGCCUCGGACGUAACAGAUGGGGACUAUGUGGAGAAUCCGUGUCACCGUGGUGAUGUACACAGGUAG